CUGUUCAUCUCUCAAGUCCUGCGAUCAUGUCUUGAGUAAUAGUGUCUUGAAUAUUUUGUUUUUUUGAUUUUUGUUUAUGUAAAAUUAAUAGAAGAGUCAAUUUUUUGUUGCUAUUUUUAAUUGUUUAUUUGUAAUAAGAAAUCACCAUCUCACCACUUCCAAAACACAGCCACUACCAACUAUUACUACUACAAUUACCACCACCACCAUCACCACCUAUCCCUACUCUUUCUUUAUUUCUCUUUCUCUCUUUCUCUCUCUCUCUCUCUUUUCUUUCUACUCUAUCUAUCUAUCUUUCUUCUCUCUCUCUCUCUCUCUCUCUUAAUACUAUUUCUUCUUGGAUUUCCUUUACCUUAAACUAUUAUUAAUAAUUAUUUGCUUCUUACUCUAUUAUACAAUAUAUUAUACAUAAAUAUUUGUCAAAUUGAAGAGAAAACAAUUAAACCAUGGCCACCAGUAUUAGGACUACUCUACAAACUGUCCAUGAAUCUGUUGCAACCACUACCACAACAACAACCGGAUCAACAACUGGGCGAUCUUUCUCUGCGCGAGGACCCGAGAAUCACCAUAUUGGUCGUUUCAGGCUAUUAAAGACUAUUGGUAAAGGAAAUUUUGCCAAAGUUAAGCUUGCCCGUCAUCUUCCAACCGGUAUUGAAGUUGCUAUUAAAAUAAUUGAUAAGACCCUUCUUAAUCCAUCAAGUCUUCAAAAGUUAUUCAGGGAAGUAAGAAUAAUGAAGAUGUUAGACCAUCCCAAUAUAGUCAAGUUAUUUCAAGUUAUUGAGACUGAGAAAACACUUUACCUUAUUAUGGAAUAUGCCAGUGGAGGUGAAGUUUUUGAUUAUUUAGUGGCUCAUGGAAGAAUGAAAGAAAAGGAAGCACGAGCCAAGUUUCGUCAAAUAGUGUCUGCUGUUCAAUAUUGUCACCAGAAAAGGAUUAUUCACCGAGAUUUGAAAGCAGAGAAUCUUCUUUUAGAUUCCCAGAUGAAUAUUAAGAUAGCUGAUUUUGGUUUUAGUAAUGAAUUUAGUCCAGGACAAAAAUUAGAUACAUUCUGUGGGAGCCCUCCUUAUGCUGCUCCAGAAUUAUUUCAAGGUAAAAAGUAUGACGGACCUGAAGUUGAUGUUUGGAGUUUAGGGGUAAUAUUAUACACGCUAGUCAGUGGGUCUCUACCUUUCGAUGGCGCCAACCUCAAGGAACUUAGGGAAAGAGUGCUCAGAGGAAAAUACAGAAUACCUUUCUACAUGUCAACCGAUUGUGAAAAUCUUCUGAAAAAGUUUUUAGUUCUUAAUCCUGCAAAAAGAGCAUCUCUUGAGGUGAUAAUGAAAGAUAAGUGGAUGAAUAUUGGCUAUGAAGAUGACGAAUUGAAGCCUUACGUUGAAUAUGUAUCAGACUUUAUCAAGCCAACUAAAGUUAAAAUUUUAAUGUCUAUGGGCUAUGGUAAAGAGGAGAUUGAAGAUUCCUUGAAGAACAAAAAAUAUGAUGAUAUUAUGGCUAGUUAUUUAUUAAUGUGUAAAAGAGGUACCGAUGCGAUUGAACUUGCUAACUCUGAAUCUCGAUCAAGUUCAAGUCUUUCAUUAAGAGAACCUCGUCCUGUUGAGGGUUUAUCUAAUAGUCAAUCACCAUCUCGUCCACAAAAAAAGGAGAUAUUCCGAAGUGUCUCAGCUAGCACUAAACAAAGAAGAUUCAGUCAUGGAGGUGAUGCCGAUAAUACACCCAGUGUUUCCAGUAAUGAAAAGACAAGUAAUUCAGAACAAGUCACCACCACCACAACCACAACCACAAAGAAAAUAAGCCCUCUUUUAAAAUGCAAUUUAGAUAGUAAUUCUGUAAAAGAGACUACUACUCCUUCCACUAAUGGUUCACAAUCACCUUUGACCACCAAUACUACAACUACUAUCGCCACCAAUAAAUCCAUUAAAUCUCCACCUUCUUCACUGACAACGGAAAACUCCCCGUUCAACCUUGGCCCUGUACUUAAUACAAAUAAGCUUACCGGAAUGGGAUCUUUAAGGCAACGGACAGUAUCACCAGUCACCGGUUCCGGAGUGAAAAAUACCCUAAGCGGUAUACCAAGGCGUAAUACCUUUAAUUACAGUAACGAGAAUAAGAGUGCCUCUAACGAGAAAACAACCACAGCGACAGAAACUUCUUCCUCUAGCGUUCCAGUGACUGAAGAUAAAACUUUGAGCUCAUUAACCACAACUACAGCUGUAGCAAUCUCCUCCUCAAUCACUACUAAUACUCAGACGACUACAAUAGCAUCAACAGGCUCGUCGACAAGUUGUCAUUCAACCUCGUCAAGUUUACGUCCAAAAGGACACACGAAAUCAGCUUCACUGUCCUCGUCUACUGGACGUUCUUCAAGCAGUUCUGAAGCCCGCUCAGAAUCUAAUUCUGAAACAAAUCGACCGAGCUCAUCAACGGUGAAAGGAACCUCAUCAACCCCCAAAACCGAUAGACUGGUUGUUAAUCGAGCCUUUCCUCGAGGGACCGCAAACCGUAGUACCUUUCACAGUGGUCAAACAAGAGAAAGAAGGUUCGAUCGAAUGACAUUCGAUGGAUCAGCUGGAGCACCUCUGCAAACACAGGACACUCUAUCUGUUAGCCAAUCCAGGCAAUCAUUUUUCAGCAAAUUAUCAUCCAAAUUUUCUAAAAGGACAAUGAACGAUGAACAGGUAAAGCCACGAUCACUACGCUUCACUUGGAGUAUGAAGACAACGUCAUCAAGAGAUCCUACUGAAAUUAUGGCCGAAAUAAGAAAAGUUUUAGAUAAAAACAAUUGUGAUUACGAGCAAAGAGAAAAAUUUUUACUACUUUGCGUUCAUGGAGACCCAAACACCGAUUCAUUAGUUCAAUGGGAGAUUGAAGUGUGCAAACUUCCUCGUUUAUCCCUAAAUGGAGUACGAUUUAAACGCAUUUCUGGUACCUCAAUUGGUUUCAAAAAUAUAGCAUCUAAAAUUGCCAACGAGUUGAAACUAUGAUAACAAUUUAUUUCCUUUUUUUCAUCCCUUGUCUCCUAUUCAUUUCUCUGAUUUUACUUGAUCAUUUUCUGUCUAAUUUUAUUUAUUUCUCAAUUUUCUUCUAUU
Panonychus citri (citrus red mite) is the source of this 3083-nucleotide messenger RNA. RefSeq names its product MAP/microtubule affinity-regulating kinase 3-like. The transcript is spliced from 8 exons. Gene Ontology annotation, cellular component: cytoplasm. The record is from RefSeq and is a predicted model, not a curated record. Bases 447 to 2978 code for a protein of 843 amino acids. Gene Ontology annotation, molecular function: protein serine/threonine kinase activity; tau-protein kinase activity; ATP binding. Gene Ontology annotation, biological process: protein phosphorylation; microtubule cytoskeleton organization; intracellular signal transduction. NCBI's taxonomy places the organism in Eukaryota, Metazoa, Arthropoda, Arachnida, Trombidiformes, Tetranychidae.